UCCACAGCCCAGGCGGACCCUGGGCAGAGCCAGAGUCAGCGGCCGGCGGGCGGACAGCACACGAGACAUUUUUCAUUUUUAGGCACUGGGGACAUUGGUUUGUCAGCCAGAGUCAUCUACAAAACCAUGGACGAUACAAGAGCGGUGCUUGACAGCGAAGAGUACCCCAACAGUGAGGUUCAGAAAAGCCAAGUGCUGACUCUGGAAGAAUGGCAGGAAAAGUGGGUGAAUCACAAAAUUGGAUUUCAUCAAGAACAAGGACAUCAGCUAUUAAAGAAGUAUUUGGAUACUUUUCUUAAAGGCGAGAAAGCCCUGAGGGUAUUUUUCCCUCUUUGUGGAAAAGCAGUUGAGAUGAAAUGGUUUGCAGACCGAGGACAUAGUGUAGUAGGCGUGGAAAUCAGCGAACUUGGGAUACGGGAAUUUUUUAUGGAGCAGAAUCUUUCUUACUCAGAAGAACCAAUUAUGGAAAUUCCUGGAGCCAAAAUAUUCAAGAGUUCUUCAGGGAACAUUUCAUUGUAUUGCUGCAACCUUUUUGAUCUUCCCAGAGCAAAUAUUGGCAAAUUUGACAGGAUUUGGGAUAGAGGAGCCUUAGUUGCUGUUAAUCCAGGUGAUCGCAAACGCUACUCAGAGGUGAUGUUGUCCCUAACGAGACCUGGAUUUCAGUACCUCUUGUCUGUUUUUUCUUAUGAUCCAACUAAACAUGCAGGUCCACCAUUUUAUGUUACAGAUGGUGAAGUUAAAAAUUUGUUUGGUUCAGUAUGCAAUAUUCAAUGUCUAGAGGAGGUUGAUGUUUUUGAAGAACGACAUAAAAGUUGGGGAAUUGACCAGAUUAUUGAAAGGUUAUAUCUAUUUACAGAAAAGUAAAUGAGACCUAAAUAGAAGCAAAUAAUAUCAAAAUGUUUUUGAGCAAUUGAAAAUUGUGCUAAGGCAUGAAAAUGGAUGACUUUUGGGGAAAAAAUUGUUCACAAAUCAUAUUGUAGAUCUUUGCUAAAAAAUGCUUAUAACUUUUUAGAAAAAGCACAUAUUUUGGAAAGGAGCGUAUGGCUGAGAAUAAAAGAUUAUACUUGCGUGUCUUACAGAUUGUAAGAAUUUUUUACAAUCAACAUGUAUUAUAUAAUUUAAAAAGAAAUGCAAUGUAUAUAACUUAAAUAUAAUAGAAAAAAUGGUAUCUUUAUGAAAUUUAGAAACAUUGAGGAGAUGUAACACUUUUAAUAGGGUUCAAGGUAAAAGCUAGCCAUCUAAGACAUUAUAAUAAAACAUUAAUUUUUACUAUAAACCCUCAAAUUGUACUAAAUCCUAGCAUUUCUUUUCACAUUUUUCUUCUUAUAUAAUUUUAUAUGCGACAGAAUGAAGAAAAAAAUUUUUUAACUAAUGAAAUUGACCACUCUAUAUGGAACAAAAUAUUUUUCCCACUGUAAAAAUAAACUAUAUUUAGAAGUUUU
Messenger RNA from Odocoileus virginianus texanus, 1442 nucleotides. RefSeq names its product thiopurine S-methyltransferase (gene TPMT). NCBI's taxonomy places the organism in Eukaryota, Metazoa, Chordata, Mammalia, Artiodactyla, Cervidae. The record is from RefSeq and is a predicted model, not a curated record. Gene Ontology annotation, molecular function: thiopurine S-methyltransferase activity.